Messenger RNA from Coregonus sp. 'balchen', 16406 nucleotides. The record is from the annotation of a GenBank genome assembly. Lineage: Eukaryota; Metazoa; Chordata; Actinopteri; Salmoniformes; Salmonidae.
GCAAAGAAGAUGAACGGGACCCUGGACCACCCGGACCAGCCCGACAUCGAUGCCAUCAAGAUGUUCGUUGGCCAGAUCCCACGGUCCUGGGCAGAGGAACAGCUGCGGGAGCUUUUUGAGCCUUACGGCGCCGUCUACGAAAUCAAUGUGUUGCGUGACAGGAGUCAAAACCCCCCACAGAGCAAAGGUGACAGUGCUGUAUUGAGUUCUUCACGAGAGGUGUCCAUUACACUUCCCCCCUCACCCUAUCCAGAAUUCCCUGCCUUUUUUAUAUAUAUAUAUUGGCUGUGUUACUGAAUUCUCUGGAAUCCUCUUCUCGAUAGCUAAACAACGCUUAGUCUGUGUAUUUGCGGGAUUCUCUACUUUACUUCUACCUCCCUCCAAACAAGCAGGACUCAGACAGGCAGUCGAAUUAGCGAUUGAAUGUUCUUUUUUUUCAUUAUCAUUGCAAACAUUGGCUUAGCUGGAGGAAGAUGGGCAGUCAAAAUGGUAGUGUUCUUUUUUCAGUUUUUUAACAGAUGUAUGUUAUUUGUGGUUAAAACGCAGAGAGUUUUUGCUCCAGUGCAAUGUGUUGACCGCGCCCUACUUGUGCUACUGCAAUAUCCUUAUUUACAACAGCCCGAGAAGGUUGUAGCCUACAUCCUAAAUUAGCCUACAAAAUAUAUAUAUAUUUUGGGAAUGUUUGUUCAAGUCUCAGGUUUUUAUAUCAGCUGUUCAGAAAUAUGAGACUCGGAUGUAGGCUAGCCUACAUCAUGUCGAUCAAUUGGUUGAUAGGAAGGGUUCAGAAGAGGGAGAGAAACGUGAAGGGAGGGGGAUGUGUGCGUAAAGUAACACAUGUACAGAAUGUGUUCUUUAGCUCUGGGGAAGAGGCUGCCGGCGGGGACUGGGGUGGUUACCUUCGGUCACGCAGCCUUAGCCUUUUUAAUAAAGGAGGCAUAGAUGGCCCACCAAUACUCUAUCAAUGUCAUUUUGUAAUUGAGUAACAUUUACCUUGUCUAACAACAGUCUAUAUCCCCAUUCCAAACAGGUUGUUGUUUCAUAACAUAUUACACUCGCAAAUCAUCAUUGGAAGCACAAAAUGCCCUUCACAACAUGAAAAUUCUUCCAGGGGUGAGUAGGUUUGGUAGACGUUUUGAACUUCCUCAGUAAAUCGAAUAGGCAAUGUAUUGGGUAGCUUGCCAGAUUGUAGUACAACAACAGUCAGUACUGCUGUUCAGCUUUUAUCUCGAGAGAUGUAGGGCCCUAUAAAAUCGGUUGUAUUUUUUUCCUGAUUACGUUUAGUUUUUUCCCCAAAUUCCGUUUUCUCCAUUUGUUUUUCCAGGUUUCCAUUUCCCGCUGUUUUUUUUCAGGUUUUCCCUCUCAAAAUCAUCCUUCUUUAAAUAGAAAACAACUAAUGGGAUGUUUCUAAGUCCACAACAAUGGUUAAACCACAUCAGGAGACUGAUUUUGAGGUCUGGAUCUUUUGUGUUGUAUUUACCCUUUUAAUUUCCAGUGGCACCUAGGGAGAGGCUGUUGUUUAGCUGUUUUUGUAGAGCACGUGAUGAUAGUUUACAAAACAAAUACUGGAUUGAUGCAAAUAAUGAUAUUUUUCUGCCAGUUAAGCAUAGGCUACAUUGUAGUUAACAUUUAAUUGAGAAGGUUUUUGGGAAAGCCUUUCCAUCUACCAGAACACCGCACAUACAGUCAGGGGGAAUUCUCGUUGCCUCUUCAGGAAGUUGCAGGAAAUACGCAUUACUGAUGCAUUCUGUUCAUGUCUUAUGAUAAACUUGUGCAAAUGUAAAUAAUUUUCAAUACAAUUAGUUGAUUCCCUGCUAAGUUCAAUACAAUAUUGUUGAAUUCCGUUUUCAUGUCUGGAUUCCGUCUGUGUUCUCCGCAUCGCAGAUUUUAUAGGGCCCUAGAGAUGCCAACCACACAUAUUCAUUUAAACCUACCAAGGCAGUCUCUGUCAGCGCUUCUUGCUUCCUUUAAAUUCAAUGUCUUUCCUCACCAGAUGCAUCACCCCAUUCAGAUGAAGCCAGCUGACAGUGAGAAGAAUAAUGGUGAGUAUAGCUACAUCUCUGCAGGCAGGGGAGACUGUUGGAUGGUGUGGUAAUUUGUUUUUAUGUUGAAGCCCUAUCUCUUAGAAGCUGCCCUUGUUGUUGUAUGUUGUCUCUAAUGCAGUUACUCAUUGUUUGAUGAAACAACCUUUUCUUCUUCAUUGUCUUAUUCAGCGGUGGAAGACAGGAAGUUGUUCAUAGGAAUGAUAUCGAAAAAGUGUAAUGAGAAUGACAUCAGACUUAUGUUCUCGCCGUACGGACAGAUUGAGGAAUGUAGAAUACUACGUGGGCCGGAUGGACUGAGCCGUGGUGAGGCAGAUUCAGUUCACCUUUCAUCCUCAUCAUCAUCCACACACACCUUCAACAAGACGCACCCAAACACACAUACACAUUUACUCUAUCAGUUAUACUAUGAGGACUAGUCAUUGUUUUAACAUUCAUCUCUCUACAUGCGGUACAUACACUCCCACACACUCACUCUAAAAUAGUUGCAAACAGAUGGGUGAUAAGUCAUUACUCUCAUUUGUCCUUUUAUGUACAAAUCUCACACAUCUUCCAUACAAAUCCUUUCACAGAAAAUGUGACAAUCUCAAGGUCAUCACUUGAUCAUUCUAGAUGUAGCAUAUUGACUAAGUUCUAGUAAUUGAUGAUCCACAUAUCGGUUUGACACUGUUCCAAGUGUGUUUUUUGGGGGCUGUUUAACUAAAUCAAGAACUUACCAGACUCCAUAACAUGCUGCAAUCUGGGCUGUAUGCUUUCCAUGAUCUGUUUCUAAAUGCUGUCAGGAGUCAGGACCGUGUAUGUCAACCAUUUACGAGUUGUUCCCCUUCUGCAGGUUGUGCGUUUAUCACUUUUACAGCAAGGCAGAUGGCACAGUCAACAAUCAAAUCGAUGCACCAAUCACAAACUAUGGAGGUAAGCAUUGAACCUGCACACCUCCCAUCCCUCUGAAACAGAGAAUCUACACUGAACAAAAAUAUAAACGGAACAUGUAAAGUGUUGGUCCCAUGUUUCAUGAGCUGAAACAAAAGAUCCCAGAAAUGUUCCAUACGCACAAAAAUAUUAUUUCUCUAAAAAUGUGUGGACAACUUUGUUAGCAUUUCUCCUUUGCCAAGAUAAUCCAUCCACCUGACAGGUGUGGUAUAUCAAUAAGCUGAUUAAACAGCAUGAUCAUUACACAGGUGCACCUUGUACUGGGGACAAUAAAAGGCAAUUUCGAAAUGUGUAGUUUUGUCACACAACACCACAGAUUAUGGUAUGGGCAGGCAUUAGCUACGGACAAUGAACAAAAUUGAAUUUUAUAGAUGUCAGUUUGAAUGCACAGAGAUACCGUGACGAGAUCCUGAGGCCCAUUGUCGUGCCAUUCAUCCACCGCCAUCACCUCAUGUUUCAGCAUAAUAAUGCACGGCCCCAUGUCACAAGGAUCUGUACACAAUUCCUGGAAGUUGAAAAUGGCCCAAUUCUUCCAUGGCCUGCAUACUCACCAGACGUCACCCAUUGAGCAUGUUUGGGAUGCUCUGGAUUGAUGUGUGCAUCAGCGUCUUCCCGCCAAUAUCCAGAAACAUCGCACAGCCAUUGAAGAGGAGUGAGACAACAUUCCACAGGCCAUAAUCAACAGCCUGAUCAACUCUAUGCGAAGGAGAUGUGUCGCGCUGCAUGAGGCAAAUGGUGGUCACACCAGAUACUGACUGUUUUUCUGAUCGACGCCCCUACCAUUUUUUAAGGUGUCCGUGACCAACAGAUGCAUGUCUGUAUUCCAGGUCAUGUGAAAUCCAUAGAUUAGGGCCUAAUAAAUGCAUUUCAAUUGUCUGAUUUCUAUGAACUACAACUCAGUAAAAUCUUAGAACUUGUUGCAUGUUGCGUUUAUAUUUUUGUUCAGUAAAACAUAACCUGCUGUUAUCCUCUGCCUUGCUUACAGUUGAAGUCGGAAGUUUACAUACACCUUAGCCAAAUACAUUUAAACUCAGUUUUUCACAAUUCCUGACAUUUAAUCCUAGUAAAAAUUCCCUGUCUUAGGUCAGUUAGGAUCACCACUUUAUUUUAAGAAUGUGAAAAUGUCAGAAUAAUAGUAGAGUGAUUUUAUUUCCGCUUUUAUUUCUUUCAUCACAUUCCCAGUGGGUCAGAAGUUUACAUGCACUCAAUUAGUAUUUGGUAGCAUUGCCUUUAAAUUGUUUAACUUGGGUCAAACGUUUCGGGUAGCCUUCCACAAGCUUCCCACAAUAACUUGGGUGAAUUUUGGCCCAUUCCUCCUGACAGAGCUGGUGUAACUGAGUCAGGUUUGUAGGCCUCCUUGCUCGCACACGCUUUUUCAGUUCUGCCCACAAAUUUUCUAUAGGAUUGAGGUCAGGGCUUUGUGAUGGCCACUCCAAUACCUUGACUUUGUUGUCCUUAAGCCAUUUUGCCACAACUUUGGAAGUAUGCUUGGGGUCAUUGUCCAUUUGGAAGACCCAUUUGCGACCAAGCUUUAACUUCCUGACUGAUGUCUUGAGAUGUUGCUUCAUUAUAUCCACAUAAUUUUCCUUCCUCAUGAUGCCAUCUAUUUUGUGAAGUGCACCAGUCCCUCCUGCAGCAAAGCACCCCGACAGCAUGAUGCUGCCACCCCCGUGCUUCACGGUUGGGAUGGUGUUCUUCGGCUAGCAAGCUGCACCCUUUUUCCUCCAAACAUAACGAUGGUCAUUAUGGCCAAACAGUUCUAUUUUUGUUUCAUCAGACCAGAGGACAUUUCUCCAAAAAGUACGAUCUUUGUCCCCAUGUGCAGUUGCAAACCGUUGUCUGGCUUUUUUAUGGCGGUUUUGGAGCAGUGGCUUCUUCCUUGCUGAGCGGCCUUUCAGGUUAUGUCGAUAUAGGACUCGUUUUACUGUGGAUAUAGAUACUUUUGUACCUGUUUCCUCCAGCAUCUUCACAAGGUCCUUUGCUGUUGUUCUGGGAUUGAUUUGCUUCUAAAGCCAUGACAUCAUUUUCUGGAAUUUUCCAAAUUGUUUAAAGGCACAGUCAACUUAGUGUAUGUCAACUUCUGACCCACUGGAAUUGUGAUACAGUGAAUUAUAAGUGAAAUAAUCUGUCUGUAAACAAUUGUUGGAAAAAUUACUUGUGUCAUGCACAAAGUAGAUGUCCUAACCAACUAUAGUUUGUUAACAAGAAAUUUGUGGAGUGGUUGGAAAACGAGUUUUAAUGACUCCAACCUAAGUGUAUGUAAACUUCCGACUUCAACUGUAUAUGAUCGGUUGGCUAAAGGGCCCAUUACUCAAGUAAUGCCAUUUUGAAAUUGCUGUUAUCGUGCUAGAGGAAUAUCGAAGAUAGUUUUCAAAUGACACCAUUUGUUGUCUGUCCCGACUUUUUAGGGCUGCUCGUCUCCCAUCGUAGUUAAGUUUGCCGACACGCAGAAGGACAAGGAGCAGAAGCGCAUCGCCCAGCAGCUUCAGCAGCAGAUGCAGCAGCUCAACGCUGCCUCAAUGUGGGGGAAUCUGACCGGGCUCAACUCUCUGGGCCCACAGUAUCUGGCAGUAAGUGACCACCUCCUCCUGCACGAUCCACAGCAGAGUUUUGGAAAGGCCCGUGGCUUCAAGCCCUUGUUAAUGUUCCAGUUUAGAAAUUGACUGAUUUUUAGGUUAAAAUUUCCAGAGUUAGGAAUUCAGGACAAAGCUUAGCUUGUUUGUGUUUGCAAGCAAAUUAAGGUUUGGGCUGCAAUUGGCUACAAUCUGAGGUUUGUUCUAGAAAGAUGAGGGUUACAGCUGGGACACAUUAAAGUGCACUGCUGUUGGGCAGACUGGUUUAGACAGUCUCUAGAUCAGGGGUGUCAAACACAUUUUUCCCCGGGGGCCGCAUCCGGUCUACAUAGAGGUCCGGAGGGACGCACUGAAAAUGUGUUAUUUCAUCGGCGUCAAAAUUGAAUGUAGGUCCAAUAUCAUUUCUACACAGUUUCGAUUCGGUUUUAAUGAUUUAAAAGUAUAUUGAGUUCGCAGUGUGGUGCCAGGUAAACAACCUCUCCCUCAAAGCCGGCAAGACAAAGGAGCUGAUCAUGGACUACAGGAAACGGAGGGCCGAACACGCCCCCAUCCACAUCGAUGGGGCAGUAGUGGAGUGGUUCGAGAGCUUCAAGUUCCUCGGUGUCCACAUCACUAAGGAGUUAUCAUGGUCCACACACCAACGCAGUCGUGAAGACGGCACAACAAUGCCUCUUCCCCCUCAGGAGGCUGAAAAUAUUCGGCAUGGGCCCUCAGAUCCUCAAAAAAUUCUACAGCUGCACCAUUGAGCAUCUUGACUGCCUGCAGCACCGCUUGGUAUGGCAACUGCUUGGCAUCCAACCGCAAGGCGCUACAGAGGGUAGUGCGUACGGCCCAGUACAUCACUGCGGCCGAGCUCCCUGCCAUCCAGGACCUUUAUACCAGGCGUGUCAGAGGAAUUGGCCCUAGAAAAGACUCCAGCCACCCAAGUCAUAGACUGUUCUCUCUGCUACCGCACGGCAAGCGGUACCGAUUAGGGUUGAAUGGCGGGAACCCGGUUAUUGAGAUUUACUGCCCAAAACCACUCCCUUUUCCUGGGAUAAAUAACUGUGAGAAACCGGUAAAUUAUCAUAAAUUAUUUAUAUCAACAGCAUGACAUGAAAUGGAACUGUUAAAUUAUAUGCAAUGUCUAAAUCUUGCUUCUCUGCGGUCUUCUCUCUGCUCUCUGUAUGAUCAAUCAUCAACGCUUAUGUUGGGGACAGACAGCCCAUCUCAGUAUGGAGCGCAGUUCACAAUGCAUGUAGACCUAUCAUCUCAUCAUGGUAUCUUUUUUCUUGUGACAGGUAGGCCUACAUUUACUGCAGCAUAGCCUAUGCUACAGUAAUAUAAAGACCGAAUGCAUGUCUAAUUUACAUCUGGCUUUCGGGGUCACCUUAUUGUUUUAUUGUAAAUAUGUUGUUAUUGCAGCUGCAGAGUUUUUUAAAACAGCCUAUCACUCGAAUAUUGUUGCCUUGAAUUAGAGCAUGCGUGAGCUGUCUCUCCCUCUCUCCAUCAAUUGUUGCCUACCAAUUCCAUUCAAAUUGCAUCCAAAAUAGAUAAUCCCGUUCAAGAUAUAUAUAAUACACACGCACAUAUACAGUGCAUUCGGAAAGUAUUCAGACCCCUUGACUUUUUCCAAAUUUUGUUACGUUACAGCCUUAUUCUAAAAUGGAUUAAAUAGUUUUUUCCCCCCUCAUCAAUCUACACACAAUACCCCAAAAUGACAAAGCAUAAACAGGUUUUUUUUUUUUUAUGUUGGCUAAUUUAUGUAUAAAAAAAAAAAAUGAAAUAUCACAUUUUCAGACCCUUUACCCAGUACUUUGUUGAAGCACCUUUGGCAGCGAUUACAGCCUUGAGUCUUCUUGGGUAUGAUGCUGCAAGCUUAACACACCUGUAUUUGGGGAGUUUCUCCCAUUCUUCUCUGCAGAUCCUCUCAAGCUCUGUCAGGUUGGAUGGGGAGUGUCACUGCACAGCUAUUUUCAGGACUCUCCAGAGGGGUUCGAUCAGGGUGAAGCCGGGCUCUGGCUGGGCCACUCAAGGACAUUCAGAGACUUGUCUCGAAGCCACUCCUGCGUUGUCUUGGCUGUGUGCUUAGGGGUCAUUGUCCUGUUGGAAGGUGAACCUUCGCCCCAGUCUGAGGUCCUGAGCGCUCUGGAGCAGGUUUUCAUCAAGGAUCUCUCUGUACUUUGCUCCGUUCAUCUUUCCCUCGAUCCUUACUAGUCUCCCAGUCCCUGCUGCUGAAAAACAUCCCCAAAGCAUGAUGCUGCCACCACCAUGCUUCACGGUAGGGAUGGUGCCAGGUUUCCUCCAGACUUGAUGCUUGGCAUUCAGGCCAAAGAGUUGAAUCUUGGUUUCAUCAGACCAGAGAAUCUUGUUUCUCAUGGUCUGAGAGUACUUUAGGUGCCUUUUGGCAAACUCCAAGCGGGCUGUCAUGUGCCUUUCACUGAGGAGUGGCUUCCGUCUGGCCACUCUACCAUAAAGGCCUGAUUGGUGGUUGUCCUUCUGGAAGGUUUUCCCAUCUCCACAGAGGAACUCUGGAGCUCUGUCAGAGUGACCAUCGGGUUCUUGGUCACCUCCCUGACCAAGGCCCUUCUCCCCCGAUUGCUCAGUUUGGUCGGGCGGCCACCUAGGAAGAGUCUUGGUGGUUCCAAACUUCUUCCAUUUAAGAUUGAUGGAGGCCCCUGUGUUCUUGGGGUCCCUCAAUGCUGCAGGCGUUUUUUGGUACCCUUCCCCAGAUCUGUUCCUCUACAUAUUACUGUCUCGGAGCUCUACAGACAAUUCCUUAGACCUCAUGGCUUGGUUUUUGCUCUGACAUGCACUGUCAACUGUGGGACCUUUAUAUAGACAGGUGUGUGCCUUUCCAAAUCAUGUCCAAUCAAUUGAAUUUACAGGUGGACUCCAAUCAAGUUGUUGAAACAGCUCAAGGAUGAUCAAUGGAAACAGGAUGCACCUGAGCUCAAUUUUGAGUCUCAUAGCAAAGGUUCUGAAUACUUAUGUAAAUAAGGUAUUUCUGUUUUUUUAUUUUGAAUCGAUUUGCAAAAAAAUCUAAAAACCUGUUUUUUAAAUCCAGUUUGGAAUAAGCCUGUAACGUAACAAAAUGUGGAAAAAGGGAAGGGGUCUGAAUACUUUCCAAAUGCUCUGUACUUAGCUACAUCUAUGGGCUUUUAUGUUUUUCUGUUGUGCGUAAUGCGCAGUCGCCUAUAUCUCAUAUGUAUUGGAUAACGGCACAAUCAUUUGGGCUUUUUUGGGCUUGGGAUUAUAUGAUUUAUUUUUAAUGUAGGGCUCAUUUAAAUGUAUGGCUCAUCAGGCUCAGGUAGCAUCGGGCUUGAAUUUUCGAUCAAAACUCUAAUCAAAUCCAGACAUAAGACUGCUAAAUAGAUAGUCCGGGUAUGCUAUUUGGUUAACUAUUUAACUGUCUGCAUUGACCCUUCUUGCACUAACUCUUUUGAUCUCAUAUGCUGCUGCUACUGUUUAUUAUAUAUCCUGUUGCCUAGUCACUUUAUCCCUACCUAUAUGUACAUAUCUACCUCAAUUACCUCGUACCCCUGCACAUCGACUUGGUACUGGUACACCAUGUAUAAAGCCAAGUUAUAGUUACUCAUUGUGUAUUUAUUCCUCGUGUUAUUUGUCUUUAUUUGUCUAUUUUUAUUGUUGGGAAGGGCCCGUAAGUAAGCAUUUCACUUUUAGUCUACACCUGUUGUUUACGAAGCAUGUGACAAAUAACGUGAUUUGUUUCAGUUUUGUAUUUAUUUUUAAAAACCACCUGCGGGCCGGAUUGGACCACCUCGCGGGCCAUAUGUUUGACACCCCUGCCCUAGAGCAUUGCCAACUGGAGGUUGUCAAUUUGUUAUAAGACUUGAUUUGACAUAUGGUUUCCAUUGAUUGAACAUGGUUAGUUUUUCCUCGAAAGUAUUCUCCCUGACGUUAGGGAGUAGACCCAUUAUCUGAUUCUUCUGUAUGAGUCUUUGGGCCAUUUCAUAAUGCUUUGACAGGUUAGAUGAAGACCCAUUUUCUGCAUCCAGCCAGCUCCCUCCCUCCUUGCUUGUGUUUGGUUUGCUGUGUUUCUAGACAGAUGUUAGACAUUUAUAUUUGCAUCGUUGCCAAUUAUCUAUGUUGGAUGGCCAUCUAGUCUCAACUCAUCUAAAGACCUGAUAUAUUUUCAAUUGGCUUCUCUAAUUCUGAAUGGGGAGUGGAUCUCCUGACCCUCCAAUUUUGUGGCCAGUCCAAUAUAGACGGCAGAGCUUUCUACAAUGCUGUUAGUGCUGCUCCAUGGGUGUGCUGUGAAAAUCUUCCAACCUCUUCCCUUUCUUCACUGUCUUGCCUUCCAUUUAAAUCCUCUUAACUCCCAUUUCAUCCCACUCAGUGUUUCUCAGCAUCAUGUUUUAUCUGGAUUCGUUUUUUCACCUUCUCUUUUCUCUGUGAUUCUUCCCCUCUCUUCAUCACUAACAUUUACACCUCCACUCUUUCCUGUCCAUUUUCCCUUCAUCUGUCCUCCUCACCCACUUUACCUUUUUUUCUCUCUGCUAUUUAUUUCCUGAAAGCACAGUCCUGGAUGCAGUCCUGACCCUUUGUGUUCUCUGUUUUGGUGUAAUGUCUAGCUUUAUUUACAGCUUCUCCAGCAGUCUGCCUCCUCUGGGAAUGCCCUCAACAACCUUCACCCCAUGUCUGGUAUGUCAGGUAAAAACAAAGACAUUUCCCACCCCUUCCCCCUUUCCAUUCUUACACCUGCACGCUAAAUGUGUUUUCCUCCCACAUCCAACUGCCAUCUGUAAUGUGCUUGGUGAAGAUGUGCAUUAUUGAUACUGCUGCGUGCAUCAUUCUCUGCAUGCCUGAACUCCAAGUCAUUUGUUCAGUGUGUGUUUGUGUCUAGCAGUGGUGAGGGACCAUGUUCAAAUCCUGCUCCUCAUAUAUUAAUCGAAUUUUGAGCUGUAACGCGAUGCCACCAGGAAACUCCAGACGUAAACACUAACAGACAAACUGGUGUUUUUUAUCUGGUUUCUAGCAGUGUGUCUGCUGCAGCGAGUGGCUACUGAUCGAAUUCAUCAUGUCAAAAACUGAGCAAUUAAUGUUUUAAUACCUGAUUUUCAUUCCAAUAUGAUAACCACAGGAUAUGUCAUGGGGCAAGCUACAAUUAUUCAAGAUUUAAAAAGCCUGCUUUAACUUCAUAUUGAAACUUCAUCGAGUUGAUUCAAAAUGUUUACCAAAGUUAGCUCAUUAUCCCUCUUCUUGACUUACCCCACAGAUCACUGCAUUGUUGUAUCUGCUUUCUGUGUGUGUUGGCCAGUGCUCUAGUUGUGUUGAUUGACUAAGCUGCUAUAGAAGUUUGUACUUUUGCCUCCCAUCUCACCCAUUUCGGAUUGUGUUGGAAAGGUACCUGCAACUCUCUGCUUUAAGCUUCACAUGCUGUCAAACAAAAACAGUGAUUGCAUGAUCCUAGUUUGGACUCAGUGUAGCCUAUAUAUAGACCUAAGUGAGAUCUAGGUUCCAUUGCCCGUAUUAAGUGCAGAUUAUGCGUGUGUCUCAGGGCUGAAUGCCAUGCAGAACCUGGCUGCUCUGGCAGCGGCGGCCAGCGCCACACAGGCCACGCCCACGGGCAGCAGCGCUCUCACCACCUCUAGCAGUCCCCUCAGCGUGCUCACCAGCUCAGGUACGGGUACUGGACAUCAGGCACACUCAUCAUGGGACGCCUACAAGGGUUGGUCCCACUUUUUUAUCUCCUUUAUAACCUUUCCUCAUGUUGCCUUCCCAUCCCUAGUCUCUGCAUUCAAUCUGUUCCCUGCUCUGUGAAUUAAGACUUUGAAGUCCUACUAGCGGAGGCAAAUGGUUGCAUUUUCCUCUAAGUGAUUCAUUGUUUUGGGGUUGACUCAUCUCCACAGCAGGAUCGUCACCCACAUCCUGUAACAACAACUCAGGGAACCCCAUGGCCUCCUUAGGGGCGCUGCAGUCGUUGGCCGCAGGGGCUGGAGCUGGCCUCAACAUGGGCUCACUUGCAGGUUAGCGUACUCAAACAUAUUUGUAUGAAUUAAUUUACCACAAAUAUAUUACCUCAAAUGUGAAGAGUGCAUGAUACAUAUACAAGGUAUUCUAGUCCUAAUCUUGUAACAGAGCUCCUGUGUCUAGGGAUGGCAGCCCUGAACGGCGGUCUAGGCAGCGGGGGCCUGUCGAACGGAACUGGUAGCACCAUGGAGGCCCUUACCCAGGCCUACUCUGGGAUCCAGCAGUACGCUGCUGCUGCCCUCCCCAGCCUCUACAACCAGAGCCUGCUCUCCCAACAGAGUGUCAGUGCUGCAGGAAGCCAGAAGGAAGGCAAGUAGGGGGAUGGAGAUGGGGCAUAGAAGGGUUGGACUUUGGGAUGAGGAGAUUUGUGUUAACUCAAAUGUCUGUUCUACAGGGAUCACAUGCUACGCUGUGAUUGAUGUUUGAAUGUAGUACUAGUGCAAGGGAUAUUAAGAGCUUAGGGAUAGGUUAAAUAAUUUGAUGUGACCUUAGUGUGGGAUAUUGGUGAAAAUAUGUAUUGUCACCUACUGAGGGUUCUGUCUUGUUUUAAAUAUGCUGCAACAGCAAGCGACAGUCGGAGCACGGGUAAGAUUGAAUUGCAACACUCUGAAAUGUUUUCACAGUACUAGUUGUUGAAAAUGUCAUUUUAAAAUGAGCUGAAAUCCAUAUCAGAAGGCUCCUCGGAUAACAUUUUGAAAUUCUAUUAAUCUGUCAAAAACAAAAUUGUUGCCUCUGGCUUAGUUGUAUCCAUUGCCAUCUUGUUGUGUCAGACAUUUUAAUAAAUGAUUUCCUGCUCCCUUAAGGCCCUGAGGGAGCCAACUUGUUCAUCUACCACCUCCCCCAGGAGUUUGGAGACCAGGACCUGCUCCAGAUGUUCAUGCCCUUUGGCAACGUUAUUUCCGCUAAGGUGUUCAUUGACAAGCAGACCAACCUCAGCAAGUGUUUUGGUAAGCUGGAGGAUGGGGUAAACAGCACAUCACUAGUAAGGCUGUGUAUAUAGUGUCUUCUUAUUAUGAAGGCAAGGAUUGAUUUGUAUCUUGCAUAUGACUUUUAUCUGGAUUCUCUUACAGGCUUUGUGAGUUACGACAAUCCAGUCUCAUCACAGGCCGCCAUUCAGUCGAUGAACGGUUUCCAAAUUGGUAUGAAGCGACUAAAGGUGCAGCUGAAGCGAUCCAAAAAUGACAGCAAGCCAUACUGAGUGCUUUAUCUCUCAAUUGGACUUGGUUAGGAAAUGUUUUUUUCUGGUAAGUGGAGUGUGAAUAAGAAAGUAAAACCCUGCUGCAAACCCUUACCCUCUCCUCAUUCUUCCCUCUCCCUUUGUGCAUUACAAGAUUACCGCUUUGCUGGGGUCACUCCUUUUUAUUCUCUGUAUUAACAAACGCAAGCAGAAAACAAAAACAACAUGCAUAAUGAUGUUAAGUAUAUGAUUUAGUCAACUGAAACUGGAUACUUACAUUCUGGUUUGGUUUUGAAUUUUUCUUUUUUAAACAAUUGUAUUUUAAAAUUUAAGUUAAGGUGUCAUGAGUUUGCUGUGUAAAAGUUUUAAGUCAUAAUGAUGUUGCACAAUGACAGCCAGUUGCCAAAAUAUCCCCUUGAUUUUUACCCAUGCUCCCAUCACCACCUAAUCCUGCCCCAUGCCCCCUGACCACACUCCAAAUUAAUCCCCUCAUAACCAAACCAUCCGCAUGGUUGCAUUCUUAAACUGAUACAGUACAUUAGGACACUGAGCGUCAUGCAGAGCCUUCAGAAAACUGCCAUUUUGAAAUGAGGAUGGACAGACCAUGCACCGGAUAAUGGAAAGAAAACAAUAGCUGUUUGCCAACUUCAAUUAUCUACAUGUACGCAAGAUCUGACUUCACUCCAGCAGAUGAGCCAUUUAAAAAAAUAUAUAAGUUGCCUGAAAAGUCUAUUUGUGAUGCUGUACCAGGAAUACAUUGCAUACAGUAGGCUUUUACUUAUUAUUUAUAUUUUUGUUUGUUUGUUUAUUUAUUUAUUUAUUCAACAACCAACAAGAAGCUUGAAUUUCUGUUCUCAACGUUAUAUUUUGGAGCAAAAUAUAAUUUUUUACAACUCUGAAUGAAUUGAUUCGUAAGACGUCAGCAGUAUUGCCUUGAAUGGUUUUGUGGGAUAUUUAACUUGCAAACCUCUUGAUUUGUCUCAGGACAAUGUCACAACGCCACACCCUUGCUUCAGGCAUGUAGUGUAGUUUAUCUGAAAUACUUCACCCUUUUUUCAAUUGAAUAUCUGAUAGAGAAUAUGGGGUCCUGCAUCAUUAACAGAUACUGUGCUGAAUGUGUGUGAAGGGAGGAGUAAUUGGGUCCUACUUUAAGUUUUAAUGAACACAGCUGCUAAGGUGUCAUCUGGCUUGAGUAAUUUUAUUCCCCACCUGACAGAUGUGUACAUUUGGCCUUCUGUCUACUGCUUCCCUUCACAGGUCUUUUUAAGUGAGGAACAGUAACUUUAAUAGUGGCAAUAACUUAUAUAGUCUCUACUCUGCCAUGAUCUUUAACUUCAAACGAGCAUUCCGCCCCAUUUAGAAUAUUCACAUUCGAUCGAUUUCCUUUCUGUUUUUAGCUGUCAGUUCAAGUAGAACAUCAGUCCUACUUCUAACACUAAAUGGAAUAUCACUUGGCAUUUUAGGCUUGCAGCAAUAGUGAGUGUCCUGGAAAAGAUGUUCAAAAAGUACAACAUUGGGGCCUUUCGAAGUUAACAUUUGUCAGAUUCAUCCUAAAUUAUCCAAUCAUCUACUAAUUACUGAUGCAAAAAUAAUGCUCUAAGUAGAUAUUAUAAUUUAUUUUAUUAUUAUGUUUUAUCCUCUGUGUUAACCAAAAUGUUUUGUAAUUAUUCAUCAUCCGCAGUUCAAGUAGUCUGCUCUACCUCUCAGAGCUGGUUAGAUGAGACUACUCCCUCAAAAUACUGGCUUCCCUGCAGAUUUUUAUUCCAGUGUUUGUAUUUAUUAUUGACUAAAAACGCUAGCAUUUCAUGAUUGGCGACGUUAAAUAAAUGUGAAUCACUACAACAAACACAGUAAUCAGUUUCUUAGACUUCCAUUAACUUAUGAAGUGUUUCAAUAGCAAUGGAAAGAAACAAUUGUCCAGAUGAUGUAUAUUACAAAACUAUUAUGCCUUUUCUAUUUUUAUAGAGGUUUUAUACUUCUCCCGAGUGUCGGGAACUAUUUAUUGCCUACGUUAUUUCUCUGAAUUAAAAUGAUUGUUUCAAGAAUCUUCAACAGUAUUUUGUAGAAUCCUAAUGUGACGUUGGUUACUACAUUUAAAUAUGUGAGGUUUUAACUACUGACCUGUGUAGCCCUAUUCAAGUGUUUAUUGUUAAUGUGCCAGAAGUGACAAUUUUGUAUGGAACUGUCAGUGAGUAGGAUUUGCCAGUGCUGCUAAAGAUUUCGAAACUGUAGUCCCCUUCCAUUUUAAGAAUGGAACAUAUUACAGGGAAAAUCAAUAUUUAUUUGAGUUCAACCUAGAUGUGUGCCUAUUUAACUAUCAUUUCCAUGUGCAUAACAAUACCAACUGAGAAAAUAGGCUUAAGCAGGGUUAGUGCAGGGUUAAGUCCAGGAUAUUUGCUGCCAUUAAAAUAAGUCCAAAGACUGAAUCUCAACUGAUGGGGGCACAUAGUUGUUAGUUGUUAUUGUACAUUAACUAAACCAUCACUGUAUACUUUGCUGUACAUCUCGUACAUUUUUUUUGUAUGAAAGGCAUCGUUCAGAGUAAGCGUACAGAAGUGGAAUCCUUAAGAAUAGUAGCAGAUUAUGGUAGAGAACAUGAGAAGAUGCCAAACAGACUAAUGUAGUCUUAAAGUUUUAUAGCUUCAACUUUUUUACUCAUUUGUUAUAUCAAAUGUCUGAAGUUUGUUUGCGCUGUCUUUACUUACCCUUUCUGUAUUGUAUUGACAAACUGCCUCCUUAUUUAAAAAGAAAGUUACCUCCUUGCCACUUAAAGUACAGAUACUGUACUUCACUCAGUUUUGUAGUGUGCCCUCGAGAAAAGCUCCUUUGCUGUGGAUAUAAGUUAGCUGCAUUGUAUUGCAUAUGUUGGAAUUAUGAACAGAUAAAGCACAAAACCAAAAGAGAAAUGUUGACAGAUUUGUUGACAAUCAGCUCUCAUAGAUCAUUCUAGCAAAGUGAUAAAGCACAAUUAAUCUAAUAUUGCUGGCUCAUAACCCAGGUGACUAUCAUUGCAAGCAAUGAAUAUAAAAAAAGUGCUAUUUUUUACAAUCAGUAAGGAAAUUAUAAAAGCACAUUGGGACAGACGGAGCUAAACCCCUUGGGAGGAUUAUUUUCUGAAAUUGGAAUACUACCGAUCAUUUAUUUAUUUUAUUUUUUAUUUUUGACUACUGUAUUAAAUAUCCUUAAACGUAAUACUAAGUCACAAAUGUUGAUUGUACAGUAGUAGGCAGUCAGUGUGGUGUCUCGGUGUUGUUGUGUCCUGUAAGUUUUCACCUCAAUUCUCCGUUCGCAUGUUGCUUGUGUCUAUGCCCCCCUCUGUCCUCUCACCCUUUCGCCUCUUCUGUCUAAAUUAAAUGUUCUGUGUUUAGAUUGGGUAUCUGGUAGUGACCCCCCCCCUCCCUUCCCCAUGCAAAGAUAAUCAUUCAUGAUUUUCUUUUUUCUUCCCUCUCCUUUUUCCGUUGUUGCUUUAACCUAGGUUUGUCUCCCUGUUUUGUUUUAUUCUAGAUAUCUUCGUGCCCGUUUGUUCAUCGUUUGCCUAGCAUGUUGAUGUGACGUCAAAAGUUCAUCGUCCAGUGUCCUCUGCACUUCUCUGACGCUUGAAAUGUUCACCAUUUGACCUUUUUGUUAGCUUUUGUCGUUAUUGGAAAAUGUUUUGUUCUGUGUUUCUCUUUUGUCCUUUGUGCUGCCAAUAGGGUGCGCUAGAAAGACUGCCAA